Molecule: messenger RNA, 7995 nt
Organism: Caenorhabditis remanei
Lineage: Eukaryota; Metazoa; Nematoda; Chromadorea; Rhabditida; Rhabditidae
Exons: 20
Coding region: 1-7995 (2664 amino acids)
Biological process (GO): motor neuron axon guidance
Source: RefSeq, a predicted model, not a curated record
AUGGUUAUCUCGUUUUCGGUUCUACUGAUCUUCUUGCUACAGUAUACCAGAGUUACAGAAUCUGUGGGAUUAUACCUACGUGUAGAGACAGGUCAUCAGAACAUUGCCAUCGAUGGACGUGACGUCUACUACGGUCACUACACGAAGAUCCAUUUUCACAAUGUGACAUGCAUCGAUGCAAUUGACAUUCACUGUCUGAAAGAACUCACUGGUGCCGAGGAAAUCGAUUUGCUAUACUCGGAAUGUCAAAAAGGGCACUGGAAAGUGGCACAUUACACGAAUUCAAAACAUCAUUUUAGGUUAAAAGAGCCAAUUCACGCUCUACGUCUUCUGAUUUCCAGUCGACGAGAACUUUCUGUAAUUGAUGCCCAAGUGAAAUCGUGCUCCUACCCACCAGCUCCACCAUCCGAAUGCCAUCGAACAACACGAAAUCACAACCACCGACACGGAAAAACUGGGUCAAUAUUGAGAGCAGUCGACCCAUAUUCUCGGUUAGAAGCUGAAAUGGAAGCAGAAAUUGAAGCAGGAGCAAGAGCAUUAGCAAGAGGACAGAAUCCCGAAAAAGAGGUGAAAAGAAGUAGGAGAGUGAGAAGAGAUGUUGAAGAUAUCACAAAAGAAGAAAAAGAAGUGAAAAUUAUGAGUGGGAAUCAGGAAAUCACAGAAGACAAAGUGAUUCCUUUUGGAAAUCAUUUGGAUGUUGCUGCAGGGUCGAGAUGGAAAUUUCAUGGAGGUGUUGGACUGAUAGUUUAUGGUUCUCUGAAUCUGAAAGGAACCAGUAAUCAACCUAUCAUAAUGGAAUCAUCAAGUAAAAACGAAAAAUGGCGUGGAAUUGAAUUCCGGAAUGCAGCAACUUCAUCUUUAACACACGUGAACAUCACUGGAGCUGACGUGGCUGUUAGCGUCAGAUCAGGAACAUCUCCAGACAUGGAUCAUGUUGUUGUUGAUGGAAAUACGUAUGGCAUUCAGAUUAGUGACAUGGAUUCUGGUUCAACAACUCAUUUGAAGUCAGUUGUAUCUGUGAACAAUGAGAAAACAGGAAUUGAGUACCUGGGAAAGGGUUCGAUAUCGAUUGAUCGAGCAGUUGCUGCUUCCAACGGUGGUCUAGGAGUCUUCAUAACCACCGAUAAAAAAAUAACAAUCCGUCGAAGUACUUCCUAUUCCAACAACGGUACUGGAAUCUACGUGGGAACAUCAGAAGUUAUUCUAGAAGAUGUAGUUGUGAAUUCAAAUGGAUUCUAUGGAAUACAUGCGGAAAUAGAGAAAAGAUUAGAAAUGGAUGGUGUAAAUGUGUCUGCUCAUAGAGGGGAGUUCGCAUUCGAAUUGUUUACAACAGGAAAUGCGAAAAUUGGAAUAACUAAUUCUCGUUUUCACGAUAACAAAAAGGGCGCAGUGCGGUUUUCUGGGCAAUAUCAGAGUCCGAAUAUAAUCUUCCGAAAUUGUCGUUUUCUUCGAAAUUCUGGGCAAAUGAUAACAAUCGAUCAGUUUCGAAAUGCGAGUUUGAUAGUUGACAAAUGCGAAUUUUUCACCAACAGUUAUGUUGAUUUCGAUGGUGGAGAUUCUGUAAUUUCAGUCAAGAAUAUCGAUGGGAACGAAAACCAACUAUCCAUUACAAGUUGCCAAUUCACCAAAAACACAAUGCAUGAUGUUAUCAAACUUUUGGAGACGGAUUCUGCGAAUCCCUCUAACACAGAAAUUGUUAUUAAUGGAAAUGAAUUCACUCAAAAUCUUGCUAACUCGAUUUUAACAACAAAUUCCGUCAACUCCUCCAUUACUGAAAAUAAAUUUCAAGACAAAAGAUCCACGUGUGAAAUCACAUACAAUUCUCCAGCCAUUCCGAUAGUUGAGGUUUUGACUCAGAAUAAAAUGUUAUCUGGAAACAAGAAUUCUCUAUGUACUGGUCAAGGAUAUCAAACAAUUCAAAUGGACGAACCCGCCACUUCUACGUUUACACCUAUUAUCGGAGUGACUGGAAAUCCAUUCAAAACUUCGAAUGGAGUAAUCAAAGCGUCAUCGGAACCCUACCUCAUCAAUGAAGAAGUCAUGAUAAAUAUUGGAGAAACAAUGGUAAUCGAACCAGGAACAAUUCUUGAUUUUGCCCCAGGAGUCGGUAUUACAGUAUCAGGUCAAUUGAUUAUGAAUGGAACUGAAGAUAAACCAAUUGUGACACGUGGACAAAACGGGAAUACGUGGCGUGGAAUAGUGGCGAAACCAGAAGGAGUUCUUGAUUUUAAAAAUGUUGUUUCGGAAGAUGCUUCGAUAGGAAUUUGGAUAGAUUCACAAAAAGUGAAGAUUGAAAACGGAAGGAUUGUGAGACCAGCAGUACAUGGAAUCGAGAUAACUCAGAAUUCGAAUGACGUGGUUGAUUUGGGAGGAGUUAUAAUUGAAGAAGCAAAUGAAUCAGCCAUCGGAGUCGACGAAAGAAGGGAUGAUCUGCUGAUUAAGAAUGCAAAUAUUCGGAAUGGAGUUGGAAGUGGUAUAGAUUUCAUGACACCUACAGGAAACAUCGAACUACAAAACAUCAAAAUUGAUAAUAUGGGCGCUUACGGAAUCCACAUUUCUGAAUUUCCAUCGUCUCCACUUCACGCUGUUCUUCUAGAAGACGUCAGCAUCACGAACCAGAAAAGAGGUCAUGCUGGAAUAUUGAUAUCUGGAGGAUGGAUACAGAAUGUUGGGAUUCAUAACUUGAAAUCGGCUGAUAACUCAGUACCAAGUUUGAUAAUAGCAUUGGAAUGUAAUGAUGGAAAUGAGAAAUUAAUUAAAAUGGAUAACAACACUUUUGAACGAAAUACGGAUAUUGUACAGCAUAUUCAAUUAGGAAGUUGUGCAAAUUUACAAAUGGAAAGGAACACGUACAAUGAGAACAAUGUUGAUGGAAUUGGAUCCACUUUGGUCAUUACUUCAGAAAAUAAUGUGAACAAGAAGAACGGAGUUAUGGAAAUAGUGAAAAACAAUUUCACGAAUAAUGGAGGAAUCUACACAGUCACAUUGGAUACAAAUGUUCAUGAUGCCUAUUUCACAGAUAAUGUUCUGACUGGAAACGCAAAUUCUGGAGCAGUUUUGAAGAUUGCUGGUGAGAACGUAAAGAUUGUCACUAACAACUUUGAUAACAAAGACAGCAAGUAUCAAAUUGCAUACUCUGAUGACUCGCCUAUCGAUGCUACAUUCAAUGAAUGGAAUGGCCUUGAUGAAGACGAAGUUUUGAAAACAAUUGACGCUAAAGAAGGAACUGUUCUUGUGGUCCCGUAUGGAUACACAACAGUUUCCGUUGAUAAUCAGUUGGAUCCUAUGACUACAGUAGUCCCGGUUACGGUACCAGACUCUGCAAACAUCAAAUGUGCUCAUCUUGCGUAUUGCUCAAGACGUGGAACUUGUAAGGAUGGAAUCUGUAUUUGCCCACAUGGAUACACUGGAUUCGACUGCUCAAUUCCAUUAUUCUGUAAUUGCAGUGGAAACGGACUAUGCAAUUUACUAAACAUUUGCAUGUGUAAUGAGGGAUGGUCUGGUUCCGAUUGUUCCGUUCCAAAAUGCGUGUCAAAUUGUACUGGACAUGGAAAAUGCACUGCUCCGAAUCGAUGUGAAUGUGAUCAAGGAUGGAUGGGAGAAACAUGUUCAGUCACAUCUUGUGUAGAUUCUAAUUGCCUUCAUGGUCAUUGUGGUUCCAAUGGACUCUGUAAAUGUGAAGCUGGAUGGAAAGGUUCUCGAUGUCAGGUACCUCAUUGCAACAACUGUACUCUUAACGGAGUAUGCAGUCGUCCUGGAUUCUGUAGUUGUUUUGAUGACUACGGUGGUUCAAACUGUUCGAAAUGCGUUGGAGACUCUUGUGGAGCGUGUGAUUUCGACUGUAACCACGGAAUCUGUGAACCACUCACGAAGACAUGUUCCUGCUCGAAAGGUUGGAUGGGUGGAGCUUGUGAUGUGUGUGCAACUGGAAAAUGCGAGGAUUCGAGUAGGAUUCAGUAUAUUCAACCGUCAACCGCAGAGUUGGAAGAUCUGAACGUUGUCGUGAAUGUUUUUGGUGAAGGCUUCUCAAUAACUGACAACAAUUCUUAUGUGUGUACUUUCGGGAGAACAAGUGUGACUGGUCGAAGAGUUUCCUCAGCUCUCAUUCGAUGCCCAAUUCCUGCAAAUCUCACUCUAGGAAGACACGUCUUCAGUAUCUCUCAACCAGGAUCAUUUAAUGCAAUCGGUACUUCUGAAGCAAAACCAAUUCACUUCACACUGUAUGAUGGCUGUGAGCCGUCACUCUGUCAAGGUUCUUGUGUUGGUCCACUGUGUAUAUGUCCUCAAGGAAAAACUGGAAUAUUCUGUGACGUCAUUGAAGUUCUUCCAAGUAUUGAUAAACGAUUUCUGGAGCAUCAGAGAGCUAACACUGCCUUCGAAGGUGUCCCAUAUGUAUUGAUGCUUCCAACAAUGGCUUCAUCUGUCCUCCGUGUCAAUUCAACAAUUCCAGAUCUUAAUUUUAUUGCUUCGAAAGGAAUCGUAGCAUGGCCGGAUCCAAUUGGUUCACCAUACCCGUACGAGGUUUCAGUCACUGCAUUUUCUCCUGCUGGGGAGACAACGAUAGCAUGGAAUAUAACUGUCCAACCAGAGUAUGCUGUAGAAGUGAAAAAUGUGACAGUGGAGGGAGGAAGAGCCAAAAUAAGAGGACAGCUGAUUGGACCUGCUGCAGCUUCAUCAAGAAAGAAUCCAGUUAUAAUCCGAGUGAGAAGAGAUGAUACUGUAGAUGAGAUUCUGGCUGAAUCUGAUACGAAUGGUGAUGUAUCAUUUGAUUAUAUUCCAAUGCUUCCUGGAGUUUAUGAAGUCACAAUGGCCCAUCCAAAUGUUCCAAGUGACCCGAUUCAGCCAGUUCGAUUCACAAUUCCUGAAAUAAAUCUUCCAAUUAUUGGCGAAUCUUCUAAUUCAUCACUUUCCUUGAACAUCUCGGGACGAGAAAAUUGUCAAGUAAAAUUGAUUCAACCAAAAGUAGAAAAUGUAGAAGUUGAGGAACACGGAGCACAGAAAGUGGUGAAUUUUGGAAGAUUUUGGGAUGGGGAAGUGUUGGCAACAGUCAAGUGUGAAGGUGCUCCGAUCGAAAUAGUGAGAGCUCCACCGAUUCAGUCAAAGGGAGUUCUGACAUCGACACCUGAGGUUUUGAGUGUAUAUGGGAACGAGAAUCUUUAUGAAGUAAAAGUUCACUGGCCACCUGAAAUUGAAUUCAAUCCAAGUGUUGUGAUAUCUGAUAGCAGUUUUGAUGAGAAUCCAGUGGUAAUCGCAGAAGAUAAAUACCUUCGAAUGACAUUCUCAACUGUCGGAGAAUCGAUUGGAAACGGGACAAUUCAAGUGAAAGAUGGAUCAACUGUGAUGACAACAAUCCCAUAUUUCUAUGCUGCUGCCAACAAAUCUCAGUACUAUACUUUUAAAAUCUGUGUUCGAGAUGAAUGGGAUGGGCAAGAAGGUGAAUUAUCUUCAACCGAAGCAGCCACGAUUGCAAUUCAGAAUCCACAAAGAGGAGUUGAUAUAACUAAAACAAAUAUCAGAUUGAAUGUGCAAUGGGCUGAUUUUUCACUGCAACCCGGUACUUACAACUUAUUGGUGAGAAGUGAACUUCAUGAACCAGUCGAACAAAUUGUGGAAUUGAGUCCACUGAAUACGAGCUUCUGUGUUCCAUUAAUCUCCUCUCGUUCCCGAAAUCUUCCGACUAUCCACUGUUCACAUUUCACUGAUCCUGCAUCAUGUGACGUGGAAAUCACAUCAGUUGCUUCUGCCGAUAAUCAACUUCCUGUUUUCAAUUUUCAACCAUCUGUUGUAACAUCAAAAGGUCAGAAAGUUCUUGUUACUCCACAUGGAAGUUUGGAAGGAACAAUUGGAUUAUGGAAUAGUCAAGUGGCUGAAAUCAUGGUGACACCUUCAAAAAGAUCAGUGUCUGUCAAUGAGAGUUUUUGGAUAACAUUCUCUUGGAAAAACGAUAUCAUGAUAAAAUGUGAUGUGAAAACUCUUCAAGUUCCAUUUGUCUUCUUGCCAGAUUCAAGUCAAUCUCAAGUUCCAGUUCACAGUUCCUCGAGUAUUCUUAUAAGACUUCAAGAUGGAUCCAAUGAGAUUUGUGACAAUGACAACACUGCAGUCACCCCUGCCACGUCAACUCUGGUUAUGUGUAAUUGUGGAGAUGGAGCCAGAACAAGAUGCCGAGAAAGAUAUCAUUCAGCCACUGCUUGUGGUGGUUCAUGGAAUAAAAUAGCAGAUGAUACUGUCUCUUUGGAAGUUGUUGCUUCAUUUCUAGCAAUGAUUUUCGAAUGUCGAGAAGUAUCCGUGGAUUUCGCAGAACUCCGAAAUUCUUUAGAAUGUGUGGCUUCAAUUGAGAGCGAUUGUCCAGUUACAUCAAGAAGGCAUAAAAGAGAUAUAGUACAGAUGCAGAAUGAUUCUCCAUUCGGAAUAAUUAAUAGACUGAAUUCAAUCAGUACAGAUUUCGGAAAAGUUCUUCCAGUUUUGAAUGCAUUGGAUGUUCAAACAAUCAGAAUAUCUUCUGUUUUCAUUGAAUUCGUAGACAGAAUGCAGAGGAUGUUUCCGGAUGAAAUUAUCAAAUCCAUGGAUAGAGACACAGUUGACCGUUUCCUUGGAGCAAUCGCAGAUUCAUCAGAUGAAGGUCAACUGAUAUCAGAAGCAGAAAAAAGAAUAAUUGGUUCGAGUGCCUUCAGUCUCAUUCAGUUGUGGAAUCUGACAGUUAAAAGUUGGAAAUCUGGAAAAGUGCCGAUUGAAAGGCUAGGAAUCACACAUCAAGAUGCAAAACAAUUGGUAGCGGCUGCCGAUAAAAUCAAGUCGAUUUCAAGACAAAAUGUGGCACAAGAUCCUUUUGCAAUGCUUCAUGGAUAUAUGGAAAGAAUGUUGGAAACGGGAGUGACGGAACAAAAAGAAUGCGCAACGACAACUGUAUUCAUAGAUAAAACAGAAGUUGAGGAAGAUGGACAGAUGAGAAUUCAGGUCUUCAUCAAAAAUAGAGCGAACAUGACACUGACCAACGUGGGAGUUACCCUCUCUUUCGUGAAAUCUGACUCAAAAACUCCAAUUGUCAACUUCAAUAUCGGUCCAUCUUGGUCAGCUGGAAUAGGAAGUCUCAACGGUCUUGGAACUUUUGAUGCCGGAUCUUCUUUUGAAAUUCACUGGACUCGACUAAUAUCUGCCCCAAGACGUCUCACGACAGUUGCUAAAUAUCAGCCAAUAAUCAUCUUCUCGUUCUCUUCGAUGGGACGUCUGACUCAACAGAAAUUGUUUGCAUCAGAAGUUUCUGUGAUUCCAAAGAAAACAAUUCGAGCUAUAAACAUCAUCAAAGACAGUUUAUCACCAAAAGAAGGAACUGACUUCUCUAUCAUCAGUGCAAUCAUUAAUCAUGGAUACACUCCGCUCAAAGAAGUUGAAAUUAUAAUGAAUGAAAUGAAACACUCCGAGUCUGUCACCCCACGUCUCGACUCAAUUUUCGUGAAUGGCAAACCAACAUUCAAGACAAUGACACCAAAGUUCUCAGUGAUUCCCAGCGGAUCCACACAACUUGUUCGAAUUGUGAUGAAGAACAGAGAUGAUAACAUUGUACCGCUAUUAUCAAUGAAUUUGACCUGCCUCGAAAAUGAGAAACUGUUACCGUUGGAGACAACAGAAACAUACGCAAUCCGUGCAGCUGGAAUUUCAGAUUUUGGAAUGUUGCUGGCGACACCAAAUCAAUCAGUUCCUUUGUUUUACUUCCGACCGUCAGCUGCUCAAAUGGUGAAUGUCAUAAAACUCGAAUUUCUAUCGAUGCAAAAGAUUAACGCAUCAGAACCUGGAAAACGCAGUUUUGUAGCAGCAUUCAGAAAUCCAGAAUCAACAAGCUUCGGUGGAGCUUUGUGGGCUCGCAUGCCAGUUCCAGAAGUGAAUGAAAUGUAUAAACUGAUAUCAAUUGUGGAUAGAGGAGGAUCAAGACCGAGAGAACUACAGGCUGUGCAGUGGACUUCUGAAGAGAAUGCAAGUUUUGAUUACAACUAUUUAUAA